AUUUUCCAAGAAAAUAUGUAUUGGGGUUUCAUCAUUGUAUUAUCUUUAACAUAUGUGGUUGAGUCUUUCUCUCUCCUGCCAUUGAAGUAACUAUCUCACUCUGAAAAUGAGAAUGAACGCGUUCUGUGUCUCAGCUUCUGCAACUGCAUCUACUUGUUCCUUUUUCUCCAAUCCAAAUCCAUAUCCGCAGGGUGCACCGCUUCAAAAUUCGAAAAUUCCAACUCUCUGUAACAACAAGCCGAGCUCGAUUCUCACACCGUUUCAUUUGAAUUUGAGGAGGAGGACAACUUUUAUAUGUGCAGCCAAUCAAGACCCCGAGGAAGCUUUUAAAAAAACCGUCGAAAUUGAUAGGCUCAUUGAUAUGCUCAGAGAAGCUAAUCCUCGCCAACUUCAGAAGCUUGUUGUUGAAAACAUACUUGCUUUCAACCCAAGUUUCUGGGUACGAAUUGCGGCAAGAACCGACACUUGCAAAUCUGAGGAUGAUAAAAAAGAUUAUGAAGAACUGGCGGCAGCGGUUAUGAGUGUGGUGGAUCGUGUGGUUCAAAAGACUAACGAAAAGAUAGAUUCUGCUACGGAUGUCCUGAAGGGGGUACUAAAACCUGUGGUUGAUGAUGUAGGAGAGGUUUCCUGGCCCCCUAGAGAUCCUCAGGCUCUCACAUUGAUGGAAAAAGAAAUAAACCAAAGGGAGCAAGAAGGACAGCUAGAUGAAGGGUUCCUUGCUGAAGUUAAUGCACAACUACGACAAGCAAAUGAAGAUGGUGAUAAGCCUGGGUUUGUGGCUAUGUUGCAAAAGGUUUUGCAACUCUAUGCUUCCAGAGUUCUCUCAAAACGUAGCUAUGCCAUGAAAGGGAACGAAGUUUUGAAGGAUGAGCAAUUCCUUGAAACCAUAAUCCAAGCUCCUGAAGAAGAAUGGAACAAUAUUUUGAUCAAAGGAUUGACAAUUGGUGCUGGGGAUAUUUCACCAGAAGAGCUCUAUGCUGUCUUGAAGAAACGAAUUGAACGAACUUUGAUUAGAACUGAGGGAGGUUCUUACCAGCAACGUAUCCUGACAGAGUACCUGAAAGGCAUUGAAAUUAGAGCUGAUGACCUAGUUCAAGUGCUUCAGGGGAGAACACAAUAGCAUUUUUUUCAUAACUGAGGAUGGACCAGGCAGUUGUAAUGUCAACUCAUAAGCCAUAACAAUGCACUGCAUGAUGCUAAAAGUGAUUAACUAUUUGUGGAGCAUAUCAAGCUAAAUACAUAGUGAGCUGGAGAAUUUUGUAUGAUCAUAUCUUCAAGCAGGUAAUAUACCUACUCACACAGAUAGAGGCUGAUUGGUCUUUAGUACAGCAUUUGAUUACUUUCAGCUAGUUUUGCACAGCAGGUUAUAUGUCCUGUAAAAUUGGGGAAAAAAUUGUUGAAGAUCCUAGAAUUUGACAAUAAACUGUUCCUUUUCAUGUUUAUUGACCUGCAACAAGUUGUUUCUUUGAGUGAAUUGCAAUGCCUUCAUGUAAA
This is a messenger RNA of Lotus japonicus, 1494 nucleotides long. RefSeq lists its product as uncharacterized. The record is from RefSeq and is a predicted model, not a curated record. Lineage: Eukaryota; Viridiplantae; Streptophyta; Magnoliopsida; Fabales; Fabaceae. The coding region runs from base 107 to 1120 and encodes 337 amino acids. The transcript has 11 exons.